Molecule: messenger RNA, 792 nt
Organism: Suillus fuscotomentosus
Lineage: Eukaryota; Fungi; Basidiomycota; Agaricomycetes; Boletales; Suillaceae
Product: histidine phosphatase superfamily
Exons: 9
Coding region: 60-719 (219 amino acids)
Biological process (GO): ribose phosphate biosynthetic process
Molecular function (GO): sedoheptulose-bisphosphatase activity
Source: RefSeq, a predicted model, not a curated record
CCCACAGUUCUCGGUUUCACUCACUGAUCAUCGAUAUCAGUGUUAACUCUAUCAGCAUCAUGACCCCUCCAACACCAAGACUGUUUCUUAUUCGACAUGGUGAAACAGAAUGGUCCCUGAAUGGACGGCACACUGGAACAAGCGACAUUCCUCUGACAGUCCGUGGAGAGGAACAAAUCAAGUCCAAAGCACACGUCUUGGUCGGCGAAGGCAAACCCAUCGAUCCACAGAAUCUCUGUGUUGCCCUUAUAUCUCCUCGUCAGCGAGCGCACAGAACAUUCCACCUGUUAUUCGAACAUUUGUCCAAGGUCCCGGACCAUAUCAUCGAUGAGUCCGUUAGAGAAUGGGACUAUGGGAAGUACGAAGGCUUGUUCAAACAUGAAAUUCUUGCCAUAGACCCUAAAUGGGAUAUUUGGAGAGACGGCUGUCCCGGAGGCGAGAGUGCUCAGGAGAUGCGCGAUCGCGUUGAUUCUGUGAUCGCUAAGGUUCGUGAGUACCAUAGACAAUAUUUCGAAGAGGGCAAGGGAACACGCGACGUGCUAAUCAUUGCUCAUGGCCACUUCAAUCGUGUCCUCAUUUCCCGAUGGAUAAAAUUCGAACUCGCUUUAGGAACUCGUUUCAACGUUGAACCUGGAGGAGUCUCUGUCCUGAGCUAUAAUCAUAACUCCCUCGAUGAACCAGCUUUGAAUGCUUUGAAUCUGUAUGCUGACCUCAAGUAGUUUGUUGUAUGUGCUAGAUGUAGACCUUGAGACCUUGUCACAGGCUUCGAAAUAUGUGAAUUUGUGUUCCCUA